Messenger RNA from Arabidopsis thaliana (thale cress), 1396 nucleotides. RefSeq names its product Pyridoxal phosphate (PLP)-dependent transferases superfamily protein. Gene Ontology annotation, biological process: transsulfuration; L-methionine metabolic process. Gene Ontology annotation, molecular function: pyridoxal phosphate binding; catalytic activity; cystathionine gamma-synthase activity. The coding region runs from base 1 to 1239 and encodes 412 amino acids. The record is from RefSeq and is marked reviewed. The transcript is spliced from 10 exons. NCBI's taxonomy places the organism in Eukaryota, Viridiplantae, Streptophyta, Magnoliopsida, Brassicales, Brassicaceae.
AUGCAAAUAUUAAAAGAAAAUGCAAGUAACCAACGUUUCGUAACCAGAGAAUCAGAGGUAAAUAGGAUUUGUUGUGGGUUUAAUGGUUUUCAAUUAGGUGAAAGAUUACGUCGUGAUAUGAAGACGAGUUCGAUCACGACCCUUGUAGUCAACACAACGACCUACUUCUUCAAAGAUACUACCGAGCUAAUCGACUUCAAGGAAAAACGGAUUGACUUGUAUGAGUAUGCUCGUUAUGGAAACCCAACAACUAUGGCACUCGAAGAAAAGAUUAGUGUACUUGAAGGGGCUGAAUCAACUUUGGUAAUGGCAUCGGGGAUGUAUGCAAGUAAUGUUAUGCUUUUGGCUUUGGUUCCUACAAAUGGACAUAUUGUGGCAACUAAAGAUUGUUACAAGGAGACAAGGAUUUUCAUGGAGAAUUUUCUUACUAAACUGGGAAUCACUGUAACUUUUAUUGACUCUGAUGAUAUUGCGGGGCUCCAAACUCUUGUUAAUAACCAUGAGGUUUCUUUGUUCUUUACCGAGUCCCCAACAAAUCCAUUUCUUCGAUGUGUAGAUAUUAAGUUAGUUUCAAAAAUCUGUCAUAGAAGAGGAACUCUUGUUUGUAUAGACGCUACCAUUGCAACACCUAUCAAUCAAAAGACACUUGCUCUUGGUGCUGAUCUUGUUCACCAUUCUGCUACUAAGUACAUUGGAGGCCACAACGAUUUUCUAGCUGGAAGCAUAUCCGGUUCAAUGGAGUUGGUUUCCAAGAUUCGCAAUUUGCAUAAGCUUUUGGGAGGCACGCUUAAUCCGAACGCUGCAUAUUUACUCAUACGAGGCAUGAAGACGAUGCAUCUUCGUGUAAGACAACAGAAUUCAACCGGUAUGAAGAUGGCCCAAGUGUUAGAAGCACAUCCCAAGGUGAGUCGCGUUUACUAUCUAGGCCUUCCGAGUCAUCCCGAACAUUUAAUAGCCAAGCGACAAAUGACUGGUAUUGGUGGCCUGAUCUCUUUCGAGAUUGAUGGAGAUCUCAAGACUACAAUCAAGUUCAUCGAUGCUCUGAAGAUCCCUUACCUUGCAGCAUCGUUUGGUGGAUGCGAGAGCCUCGUGGACCAACUCGCCACAGGGAUCUGGGAUAUACCACGAGAAGAAAGGCUUAAAGAUGGAUUCCAAGACAACCUAGUUCGCUUCAGUUUUGGUAUUGAAGACUUUGAGGACAUCAAGGCUGACGUUCUCCAAGCUCUUGAAACCAUCUGAACAUGUUGGCUUUAUUUUUAUAAAACCAAGUUGCUUCCCGUUUCUUCUCUUUUAUUGUGACAAAAGUUCUUUGAAAUAAAUAAUUUACAUAAUAAUAACAAUCUCAAUAAAUGUCUUUUGCAACUGUAAAUCACAAUCCUUAAGUAAAUAUAAUUUU